AUUGGUCUUGGACUUCAAGGUCGGCCCAAAUUGUGUUCUUCCCCUUCUUCACAGUCCGCCGCCGCCGCCGCGACGACUACCUUGCCUCCAGUCUGCUUCCUCCCCGCCGAAGCAGGCAGCCGCGGCGGAGCCACGCCGAAGCGAUUCUCACUCUUAAUCGUCGACCUCGUCCUCCUCAACAGCUGCUCUCUACCGGUAUCGUGUUGCCUUGGAGCGGAGAUCCAUCCGUACUUGCCAUUUCUUUGCGGGAACGGAAAAAUUAUUCUGGAGAUUCAGUAAGGAAAAUGAACAAGGGAAAGAUUUUCAAGUUAGCCAAGGGAUUUAGAGGAAGGGCAAAAAAUUGCAUAAGGAUAGCAAGGGAGAGGGUUGAGAAAGCCUUGCAAUAUUCCUACAGGGACAGACGGAACAAGAAGAGGGAUAUGAGAUCGCUUUGGAUUGAGCGCAUCAAUGCUGGUACACGAUUGCAUGGGGUGAAUUAUGGCAACUUUAUGCAUGGAUUGAUGAAGGAGAACAUCCAACUGAACAGGAAGGUGCUCUCAGAGCUGUCGAUGCACGAACCUUACAGCUUCAAGGCGCUUGUUGAUGUAUCCCGCACCGCAUUUCCAGGGAACAGGCCUGUCAAAAAGGAGGGUCUAGCAGCUAUCCUAUGAACCAAUCUUUCCAAUAAGUCACUGAAAUCAUGAUGGUUGUUCCUUCCUUGCAGUUGAGAGUUACUACUAAAUUUGCUAGCUACUUAGCUUGUAUACCCAGCAACCUCAUGUAAUUUUGUGUUACAAGUAUUUAUGCUAUUCCCUUUGGUACUCGCUUUAAUAGACAGAAUUGAAACAGCGGCAGCUUGGACUACACAUUAUGUUAUCUGUUGCCCAUGUCAGUUGCCUUGAUGGAGAUAAUACUAUAUGUACUGUUGACAAAUGCUGCAAUCUAA
Molecule: messenger RNA, 925 nt
Organism: Setaria italica (foxtail millet)
Lineage: Eukaryota; Viridiplantae; Streptophyta; Magnoliopsida; Poales; Poaceae
Product: 50S ribosomal protein L20
Exons: 3
Coding region: 285-650 (121 amino acids)
Biological process (GO): translation; ribosomal large subunit assembly
Cellular component (GO): ribosome
Molecular function (GO): structural constituent of ribosome; rRNA binding
Source: RefSeq, a predicted model, not a curated record